AUGGAUGACUUUGCGCGUAGAGAGCCUUUAGACCAGCCGUCCCACGAGCCUCCCCCUCAGCCUCACGACGAAACCACGCGGCAGUUCUUCCACCACUCCGGCGCCAGACGCACAAACACCGACACCGUCAUCGCCAAAGCGCUGCGGCAGCAGUACCCGAAUCUGUCUCUGUCCAUCGCGCCAGCCGCAUCAUGCAAUCUCACAGCCUACGCAGCAAGCGGCCACGCCCAGUCCACGCCAUUGACCGACAACGACGACCAUCACGUCCCGGCAUCGCUGUCAUGGAAGGUCUAUCUGCCGCCCGCGAGACGCAUGGACGGAGGCCUCGGCGUCGUUGCAAAGGACACGCAGUUUGAAAAGUACCUGUACCAGUGGAAGGACCACGACUUCAUCGUCUACUUGGUCAACGGCCGUGACGGCGGCCAGUCGUAUCCAAACGUUGUCAACUUUUAUGUGCUGUCGACGAGUGAAGAGCUGGCGACUCAGCUGAUUCUUGCGGCUGGGCAAUGGUCCAGCGACCUGCAUGAGGAGAUCUGGGUGUUUGAUGGAGGCUACUGGUCCAAGAGCGCUGAGCUUUACCAGAGUGCGAUGAAGGCGUCGUGGGAGAGCGUUAUUCUGGAUCAGCAGAUGAAAGAUGCUCUCAUCGAAGACCAUUUGUCCUUCUUUCGGUCGAGAGCUACCUAUGAUCGACUCAAGGUGCCCUGGAAGCGAGGCAUCAUCUAUUACGGCCCGCCUGGAAACGGCAAGACAAUCUCAAUUAAGGCGACGAUGAACAUGCUUUACCAUCUCAAGCGGCCGGUCACGACAUUGUAUGUGAGGUCUCUGAAUUCGUUCUAUGGACCAGAGAAGAGCAUUGAUAUGGUCUUCUCAAAAGCGAGAGAGUUUGCACCGUGCUAUCUCGUUUUCGAAGAUCUCGACACCAUUAUCACGGAUGACGUUCGGAGCUACUUCUUGAACGAGGUAGACGGUUUGAAGAGCAAUGACGGUAUUUUCAUGAUUGGAAGCACCAAUCACCUAGAUCGAUUAGAUCCUGGUAUUGCGAAACGCCCCUCUCGUUUUGACAGAAAAUACCUGUUCCCAGACCCAGACUACGACCAGCGCGUCGCCUACUGCCAUUUCUGGCAGAAGAAACUAUCCGAUAACAAAUCCGUCAGUUUCCCCGACAAUCUCUGCGCAGCCAUUGCGGAGAUUACCGAUGAUUUCAGCUUCGCGUACAUGCAAGAGGCGUUUGUGGCGGCCCUACUUGCCAUUGCGCGGAAAGGUGAGGGCGAUGACGAGAAUGAUGGGCAGGAUGAUGCCAUGGUUAUGACAGUAGACUUGGCGGAGGACGAUUGGGUCCAGGUAUUGGACAAGCCAGUUGAGGAGAAUCCGGACUUGGAUGAGCUGCCCUUGUGGAUUGAGAUUAAGAAGCAGAUUGCAAUAUUGCGUGAGGGCAUGGAAGAGCAGACAGUACAGGUGUAA
Trichoderma asperellum CBS 433.97 is the source of this 1461-nucleotide messenger RNA. RefSeq lists its product as uncharacterized. The record is from RefSeq and is a predicted model, not a curated record. Gene Ontology annotation, biological process: retrograde protein transport, ER to cytosol; autophagosome maturation; mitotic spindle disassembly. Lineage: Eukaryota; Fungi; Ascomycota; Sordariomycetes; Hypocreales; Hypocreaceae. Gene Ontology annotation, molecular function: ATP hydrolysis activity; polyubiquitin modification-dependent protein binding; ATP binding. Gene Ontology annotation, cellular component: cytosol; VCP-NPL4-UFD1 AAA ATPase complex; nucleus.